Molecule: messenger RNA, 3145 nt
Organism: Myotis brandtii (Brandt's bat)
Lineage: Eukaryota; Metazoa; Chordata; Mammalia; Chiroptera; Vespertilionidae
Gene: IQSEC2
Product: IQ motif and Sec7 domain 2
Exons: 14
Coding region: 166-3015 (949 amino acids)
Biological process (GO): regulation of ARF protein signal transduction; actin cytoskeleton organization
Molecular function (GO): protein binding; guanyl-nucleotide exchange factor activity
Source: RefSeq, a predicted model, not a curated record
GGGAAGGAGCAAAGUUUCCAGUUGCAGUCUGGCCUACAGCCCAGCUGGCCUGGCCCCGCCUCUUUGGUUCCUCCUUCUAGGGAAGGGCUGGGGAGGAGGGUUUGGUGACACGGUGGAGGCACCGCCCAGGGCCAGGGGGCCUGCCCUCCGGACAGGUCCGGAUCCAUGGAGCCCCCCGGGAGGAGUAGCAGGUCCACAGCGUCUCACACUCUACACCAGUAUUGCUGUCCUACUCAGGUCCUUGACUCCAUGAAGCUUACCCCCUCAGGCAGGCUGGCAGAGAGCAGUGUGGAGGGUGAUGCCCCAGGCAGUGACCUGAGCACAGCGGUUGAUAGUCCUGGGAGCCAACCCCCCUACCGGCUGAGCCAGCUGCCCUCCAGCAGCAGCCAUAUGGGGGGUCCCCCUGCUGGGGUGGGCCUUCCCUGGGCUCAGCGGGCUCGCCUCCAGCCAGCCAGUGUGGCCUUGAGGAAGCAGGAGGAGGAGGAGAUAAAGCGCUCCAAGGCCCUGUCGGACAGCUACGAACUCUCCACGGACCUGCAGGACAAGAAGGUGGAAAUGCUGGAGAGGAAGUACGGGGGCUCCUUCUUGAGCCGUAGGGCUGCCAGGACCAUCCAGACGGCCUUCCGCCAGUACCGCAUGAACAAGAACUUUGAGCGGCUCCGCAGCUCAGCUUCGGAAAGCCGCAUGUCCAGACGGAUCAUCCUUUCCAACAUGCGGAUGCAGUUCUCCUUUGAGGAGUACGAGAAGGCCCAGAACCCCGCGUACUUCGAGGGCAAGCCUGCCUCGCUGGACGAGGGUGCCAUGGCUGGUGCCCGGAGCCACCUGCUUGAACGGGGCCUCCCAUAUGCAGGCUCCUGUGGAGGGGGCAUCGAUGGUGGGGGAAGCUCUGUCACCACAUCGGGAGAGUUUUCCAAUGACAUCACAGAGCUGGAGGACUCCUUCUCCAAACAGGUAAAGUCUCUGGCUGAAUCCAUUGAUGAGGCCCUGAACUGCCACCCAUCGGGGCCCAUGUCUGAGGAGACAGGGUCAGCCCAGCUGGAGAAGCGAGAGUCGAAGGAACAGCAAGAGGACAGCUCAGCCACAUCCUUCAGUGACCUUCCCCUCUACUUGGAUGACCCAAUUCCCCCACCAUCCCCUGAACGACUGCCCAGCGCAGAGCCCCCACCCCAGAGCCGGCCUGAGUUCUGGGCACCAGCCCCUCUCCCACCAGUUCCUCCACCAGGGCCACCAGGGACCCGGGAAGAUGGGAGCCGUGAGGAAGGCCCUCGAAGGGGACCUGGGUGCUCGGAGUGUCGGGAUUUCCGGCUGCGGGCCGCUCACCUUCCCCUGCUCACCAUUGAGCCUCCUAGUGACAGCUCUGUGGACCUGAGUGACCGCUCAGAUCGCGGCUCUGUCCACCGCCAGCUGGUGUAUGAGGCCGAUGGCUGCAGCCCCCAUGGGACCCUAAAGCACAAAGGGCCACCAGGCAGGGCCCCAAUCCUACACCGCCACUACCCAGCCCCAGAGGGCCCAGCCCCAGCCCCACCAGGGCCCCUGCCACCAGCCCCCAACAGUGGCACUGGGCCCAGUGGUGUGGCUGGGGCUCGGAGGCUGGGGAAGUGCGAGGCGGCAGGCGAGAACUCUGAUGGUGGCGAUAACGAGAGCCUUGAGAGCUCCAGCAAUUCCAAUGAGACCAUCAACUGCAGCUCUGGCUCCUCUUCGAGGGACAGCCUGAGGGAGCCUCCAGCCACCAGCCUGUGCAAGCAGACUUACCAGCGAGAGACAAGGCACAGCUGGGACUCACCAGCCUUCAACAAUGACGUGGUGCAGAGGCGGCAUUACAGAAUCGGCCUCAACCUCUUCAAUAAGAAGCCAGAGAAGGGCAUCCAGUAUCUGAUUGAGCGGGGCUUCCUGUCAGACACACCGGUGGGAGUGGCUCAUUUCAUCCUGGAACGGAAAGGCCUCAGCCGGCAGAUGAUAGGGGAAUUCCUAGGGAACCGGCAGAAGCAGUUCAACAGAGACGUAUUGGAUUGUGUGGUGGAUGAGAUGGACUUCUCCUCCAUGGAUUUGGAUGAUGCACUCCGGAAGUUCCAAUCCCAUAUCCGGGUUCAGGGCGAGGCCCAGAAAGUGGAGCGACUCAUCGAAGCCUUCAGCCAGCGGUACUGUGUGUGUAACCCAGCCCUCGUGCGCCAGUUCCGGAACCCAGACACCAUCUUCAUCCUCGCUUUUGCCAUCAUCCUCCUCAAUACUGACAUGUACAGUCCCAGCGUCAAGGCUGAACGCAAGAUGAAACUAGAUGACUUCAUCAAGAACCUGAGAGGGGUUGACAAUGGUGAAGACAUCCCUCGAGACCUCCUGGUGGGUAUCUACCAGCGAAUCCAGGGGCGUGAACUUCGGACCAAUGAUGACCAUGUGUCCCAAGUGCAGGCUGUGGAGCGCAUGAUUGUGGGCAAGAAACCAGUACUGUCUCUUCCUCACCGUCGACUGGUUUGCUGCUGCCAGCUCUAUGAGGUGCCAGAUCCAAACCGCCCCCAGAGGCUAGGGUUGCAUCAGCGGGAGGUCUUUCUCUUCAAUGAUCUCCUUGUGGUCACCAAAAUUUUCCAGAAGAAGAAGAUCUUGGUGACGUACAGCUUCCGUCAGUCUUUUCCCCUCGUGGAAAUGCACAUGCAGCUCUUCCAGAAUUCAUAUUACCAGUUUGGAAUCAAGUUGCUGUCUGCAGUACCUGGUGGGGAGCGGAAAGUCCUCAUCAUUUUCAACGCCCCCAGCCUCCAGGAUAGGCUGCGCUUUACGUCUGACCUGCGCGAGUCCAUCGCUGAGGUGCAGGAGAUGGAGAAAUACCGCGUGGAGUCGGAACUAGAGAAGCAGAAAGGUAUGAUGCGGCCUAAUGCUUCACAGCCCGGCGGGGCCAAGGACUCGGUGAAUGGCACGCUGGCCCGCAGCAGCCUGGAGGACACCUAUGGCGCAGGCGAUGGGCUCAAGCGGGGCGCACUCAGCAGUUCCCUGCGAGACCUGUCAGAUGCAGGGGUCCGUUAUUAGCAGUCCGCGCCCUCACCAGAGGAUGCCACCUCCGCCCCCACCCCCGCCGCCAGAGGAGUACAAGAGCCAGAGGCCCGUCUCCAACUCCUCAUCCUUCCUGGGCUCCCUAUUUGGAAGCAAGCGGGGCAAG